Impatiens glandulifera is the source of this 1325-nucleotide messenger RNA. RefSeq lists its product as uncharacterized. Lineage: Eukaryota; Viridiplantae; Streptophyta; Magnoliopsida; Ericales; Balsaminaceae. The record is from RefSeq and is a predicted model, not a curated record. Bases 141 to 1139 code for a protein of 332 amino acids. The transcript is spliced from 5 exons.
AACAGCACCAAUGGAAUCACAAAGUUGACAAAUUUCCUUUUAAGAAGAUCAUCGUGAUAAGGAAGCUGAGAGAGAUACUUCAUCUUCCAACAAUACAAGAAUCAAAACAGCUCACAUGAGAUUCUGGUGUCUAGUGAAAGAUGUUAGAUUCAGCCAAGGAGUUGGGAAAAGAUGAUUCAGAUGUCAGGAUUCAUGUGAAGGAAGACAGUGAAUACAUCAGAUUGGUUAUACCAAAAGAUCCUAGGCAGCUACCUCAAUCUGAUUUGCUGCAGCAUGAGAGCAACACGAGAACUAGGAAAUUCAUCUGGUGGUUAAAGGCUAUAUUCUGGUCUAUCUUUUCGGUUCUUGUUCUUCUUGUUUCUGUGAAGUGGGGAGUGCCAUUUAUUUUUAAGAAGGCUCUUCUUCCAAUAAUGCAAUGGGAAGCAACUGCGUUUGGUCGACCAGCUCUAGCCGUUGUACUUCUGACAUCUUUGGCAUUGUUCCCUGUCUUGUUACUUCCUUCUGGUCCUUCUAUGUGGUUGGCUGGCAUGAUUUUCGGCUAUGGUCUUGGUUUUGUCAUAAUCAUGGUUGGAACAACUGUGGGAAUGGUUCUACCAUAUUGGAUAGGUCUACUUUUCCGCGAUAGGAUCCAUCAAUGGUUAAAAAGAUGGCCUGAUAAAGCCGAAAUGAUUAGACUGGCUGCUGAAGGGAACUGGUUUCAUCAAUUCCGAGUUGUGGCGCUCUUUAGGAUUUCUCCAUUUCCAUACACAAUCUUCAACUAUGCGAUAGUGGUGACAACUAUGCGGUUUUGGCCUUAUUUAUCUGGUUCCAUAGCUGGAAUGGUACCAGAGGCUUUCAUUUACAUCUACAGUGGGAGGCUGAUAAGGACAUUGGCAGAUGUGCAUUAUGGGAACCAUAGAAUGAGUUCAAUAGAGAUAAUAUACAAUGUUAUAUCUUUAAUUAUUGCAGUUGUUUCCACAAUUGGAUUCACCAUUUACGCAAAAAAGACUCUAAAUGAACUUAAGAAGGCCGAUGAGACUACUAAAAUAAGUGAGUUAUGCUCUGAAGAAUUGAAGAGCACCAAUAGUUCCGAGUUAGAGAAGCUUUCUCUAGAAAGGCCUAAGCAUCUCAGUUGCUCGCCUUCUUAUAAGGGUCGAUAGAUGAUCUAGAUUUCGAAUUUACGAUAAGUAUGUGUAUAUAGAGAAAUUAUGAAACCUAGAAAUUACUUAGAUGAUGAUCUUGGGCCUUUGGGGCUAAUAAGUGAUAUGAUGAAAUGAGGUUAUCUAAUUUGAAAACACUUUUAACUUUUAUCAUUAAUUGGAAAUAAUAAUAAGAUAGUUCUGAUC